Molecule: messenger RNA, 1549 nt
Organism: Gracilinanus agilis (Agile Gracile Mouse Opossum)
Lineage: Eukaryota; Metazoa; Chordata; Mammalia; Didelphimorphia; Didelphidae
Gene: SSBP2
Product: single stranded DNA binding protein 2
Exons: 15
Coding region: 1-963 (320 amino acids)
Biological process (GO): positive regulation of transcription by RNA polymerase II
Cellular component (GO): nucleus
Molecular function (GO): single-stranded DNA binding
Source: RefSeq, a predicted model, not a curated record
AUGGAAUACUAUAAGUCAGAUGAUCAGACUCAGACAAAACAAGAGGACAAUCGAUUGAAAAGGAUAUUGAAGAUUGUAUUUUGGGAUCUCUACUGUGCAGCUCCAGAAAGACGUGAAACAUGUGAACAUUCAAGUGAAGCUAAAGCCUUCCAUGAUUAUAGUGCUGCAGCAGCUCCCAGUCCAGUGCUAGGAAACAUUCCCCCAGGAGAUGGCAUGCCAGUAGGUCCUGUACCACCAGGGUUCUUUCAGCCUUUCAUGUCACCUCGGUACCCUGGAGGUCCAAGACCACCACUGAGAAUACCUAACCAGGCACUUGGAGGUGUCCCAGGAAGUCAACCAUUACUGCCUAGUGGAAUGGACCCAACUCGACAACAAGGACAUCCAAAUAUGGGUGGACCAAUGCAGAGAAUGACUCCUCCAAGAGGAAUGGUUCCCUUAGGGCCACAGAACUAUGGAGGUGCAAUGAGGCCCCCUCUGAAUGCUUUAGGUGGCCCUGGGAUGCCUGGAAUGAACAUGGGUCCAGGUGGUGGUAGACCUUGGCCAAACCCAACAAAUGCCAAUUCAAUACCAUAUUCCUCAGCAUCUCCUGGGAAUUAUGUAGGUCCUCCAGGAGGUGGAGGGCCACCAGGAACUCCCAUCAUGCCUAGUCCAGCAGAUUCUACCAAUUCUGGAGACAACAUGUAUACUCUAAUGAAUGCAGUACCUCCUGGACCCAACAGGCCUAAUUUUCCAAUGGGCCCAGGGUCAGAUGGUCCAAUGGGUGGAUUAGGAGGAAUGGAGUCACAUCACAUGAAUGGAUCUUUAGGCUCAGGAGAUAUGGACAGUAUUUCCAAAAAUUCUCCCAAUAAUAUGAGCCUGAGUAAUCAGCCUGGCACUCCAAGGGAUGAUGGUGAAAUGGGGGGAAAUUUCUUAAAUCCUUUUCAGAGUGAGAGUUAUUCCCCGAGCAUGACGAUGAGUGUGUGAUCCAUUCCCAAGCCUCCUCUGACAACAACAGUGAGUCAGCCUUCUUCACAGAAAACUACUACAGAAGAAAAUUAUUCAUCACCGUGUACAGUUUAACAAACAAAAGGAUCUCAGUCACAACCAAACCAACUAUAUUUUUUUUCCUGCUCUCUCCCUUAUUUUGUGAAGAAAGCAGGUCCAAACGUGAUUCAAACAACUGUACGGAGUGGCAUAUUAAAAUUGCCCUAAAUUGAACUGCAAAUAAUUAUCUGUGUAUGUAUAUGUGUGGGACAAUGAAUGUACUGUAUAUGUGUAUGUUAUAUAGACAUAUACAUGCACACAUACAUACAUGUAUCCACAGGACAUUGUAAAAUAAUUAUCACAUGACAUCUUAAGUAGAAAUAAGUAGGGACUUUUAUUCCGUCUUUUUUCACGUUUACAUUUUAAUUAUUAAAAGUUACUUUUCCCUCCCCCUGAACUAUUUUGUGCUGUGUAUAUCACUGCUUUAUAUAAGUUAUUUUUUAAGGUGAAUUCAGAUGUUAUGGUUUUGUAAAUGUCUGCGAUCAUGGAUAGGAAUAAAAUUGCUUAUUUGAGAGCUUUCAUUAAA